AUGAGUCCAAGUGUAUGGUGCUCUGUUGAGAAAAUACUACACUUUAUUCUCACGUCACUGGAGUAUUUUUUGUCGAUGAUAAGCAUAGGCUGUUCUGUUGUAUGGUACUUUAUUAUCUGCACAAAGAAGAAGAAGAAUCAGAGGAUAAGGAACUCUAGCGGUGGAAGCAUUCGUGUCAUUCCCAAAUCGCCCAAAUCAGGGCCAGUGGUGAUGGAUAAUACACAGCGUCGCGGUACGUAUACACCAAUAAUGGAGUCAACGCAGUGUCUUGGUCGUACACAAGAAAGUGAAAGAAAACGGAAGAUAGAAGUUGCUACUGCAGAAGCUAUGGAAAACGAGACGAGUAUCCAUAAGAAAGGGAAAGUCGAGACGUUGAAGUUUUCACAGGAUUCCAGAGAGAACAAAACUAGAACGGCGGAGUUGAUGAAUUCAAAAGCAAAAAGGUCAAAAGAGCAACUUAACACGGCAGAAGAACUUAACAUUCGGGAAGAAAAAUGCGAAAGGAAACUUGAUUUGGAAUUGAGAACAGCCGAAGAUGAAGAUCUUACUCAUCCACGGAUUCCCGAAGUACGGCACGUUGCCAAACCACAAGACGAGGUUUUGGGACAAAAAAAUGUGUGUGAAGAAAAGACAGGACCUGCAUUGAUCGGAAUGACGAGGGAGAAACAUGAUCACAAUACACCAUCAUUUAUUGAAUCUGAGUUUAUAAAUAUUGCAUGA
This is a messenger RNA of Necator americanus (New World hookworm), 720 nucleotides long. RefSeq lists its product as uncharacterized. The coding region runs from base 1 to 720 and encodes 239 amino acids. The transcript has 11 exons. The record is from RefSeq and is a predicted model, not a curated record. NCBI's taxonomy places the organism in Eukaryota, Metazoa, Nematoda, Chromadorea, Rhabditida, Ancylostomatidae.